AUUUCAGCAAGAUCCCUGCCAGACUAGGGCUCUGUCCUAGUCCCUAGUUCAUCUGCUCUGAGGACUUGAGCUGCACCGGUCACAAAGGGAACUGCUUGCCUCCAGCCUCAUGCUGCUGUGGUCACUGCUGCUGGCCCUGGCUCCUGUCGGCAUCCAAUCCGACUGGUUGAGCAUCAGCAUGCCACACCGUGCUUACGAAGGAGACCACGUAACGAUAAGCUGCACAGGGGAAAAGAAUCAUGACAUAAAGAGAUUAAAGUACUUCAAGGAUGGAUCUCACAUAGCUACUUACAGCAGUGCUUCAAGCUACACCAUCGCAAACGCAAAAUUCAGUGACAGUGGCUCCUACUUCUGUAAGGCAGAUAGGAAACUUUUCCUAUUUAUAGACAUACCAGAAGAAUCAAGACAUUUGCGACUUGAUGUCCAAGAACUGUUUCCAGCCCCUGGACUGACAGCCAGUUCACUGCAGCCCAUAGAGGGGAGUUCAGUGACCCUGUCCUGCAACACCUGGCUCCCUUCAGAUAGGGCAACGACCCAGUUACGGUAUUCCUUCUACAAAGAUGGUCACACUUUGCAGUCGGGCUGGAACUCGGCAAAGUUUACGAUCUCAGCAAUAUGGAAAGAAGACUCGGGGAAUUACUGGUGUGAGGCGAUGACAGCAUCUCACAGUGUCUUGAGGCGGAGUUACCGGUCCUAUAUAGACGUGGAGAGGAUUCCUGUGUCUCAAGUCUCGGUGGAGAUCCAGUCUCCAAAGGGCUGGGGAGUUGAGGGGCAGACGCUGGUCCUUGUCUGUUCUGUGGCUAAAGGCACUGGGCUCAUCACGUACUCCUGGCACAGAGAGGACACAGAGGAAAGUGUGGGGAGGAAAAGCCAGCGUUCCCAGAGAGCAGAGCUGGAGAUCACUCCUGUCAGGGAAAGCCACGCCGGGGCUUACUACUGCACGGCUGACAACAGCUACGGCCUUGUCCGGAGUGCGGUGGUGAAUGUCACAGUCAAAGUCCCGGUGCUGCGCCCUCUCCUCUCCAUCAGUGUUCCUGGGGUGCUGCCCUUCAUCGGGGAUGUGGCGGAGCUUCGGUGUGAAGACAAGAGAGCAUCUCCUCCCGUUCUGUACCGGUUUUAUCAUGAAAAUACCGCUCUGGGCAACACCUCAGCACCUUCUGGAGGAAAAGCAUCCUUUAAGCUCACUCUGACCGCAGGGCAUUCUGGGAACUACUCCUGCGAGGCUGACAAUGGCUGGGGGAGGAAGCGCAGUCAGGUGGUACCACUCAACGUCACAGAACCCCCACCCAAAGUGCGUCUGGUGAACGGGCCCCAUGCCUGUGAAGGACGUGUAGAGGUGGAACAGGACGGUCGCUGGGGCACUGUAUGUGAUGAUGGUUGGGACAUGAAGGAUGUGGCUGUUGUAUGUCGAGAGCUGGGCUGUGGAGCGGCCAUACACACACCUAUAGCCAUGUUGUAUCCACCAGUAGUUGAUGAAGCUUUGCCCGUGCUCAUUCAGGUCGCCCUGUGCAAUGGGACAGAAAAGGCCCUGGCUGAAUGUGACCAGGUGGAGACCUUUGACUGUGGGCAUGAUGAAGAUGCUGGAGCUGUAUGUGAAGUCUUGCCUAGCACCUCCUGAAGAGCGGGAGGCCAGACACCGUCAGACCUUCUGUUCUCUGCAUUUGGGCCUCGCCGGCCGAAUAGUCCACAGUUCCCACCGCACUUCAAGACUUCAUCUGUGGCUCAUCCUCCGACAGGACUCAAAGUGAUUCUGCUCUGAGCUAAAGCUCCAACAGCACUAAAGAAAGCCCAAGUCCCCUGGUUCCUGGAAGCCAAGCUUGGAGACAUUGUUCCCUUUCUAGUUUCUUCUAGAUGUCUCCUUGGGCAGAUGAGGAGGUGAGCAUAAGUGAGGGUCACAUGUGCCUGGGCCUUCCGUCUGGUAGAAUGUGGUCAAAUAAAGCACAUACAACUGAA
This is a messenger RNA of Mesocricetus auratus (golden hamster), 1953 nucleotides long. Its product is annotated as Fc receptor-like protein 2. Gene Ontology annotation, molecular function: transmembrane signaling receptor activity. Gene Ontology annotation, biological process: cell surface receptor signaling pathway. Bases 110 to 1618 code for a protein of 502 amino acids. The transcript is spliced from 8 exons. The record is from RefSeq and is a predicted model, not a curated record. Lineage: Eukaryota; Metazoa; Chordata; Mammalia; Rodentia; Cricetidae. Gene Ontology annotation, cellular component: membrane.